Messenger RNA from Saccostrea echinata, 1071 nucleotides. RefSeq lists its product as uncharacterized. The transcript has a single exon. The record is from RefSeq and is a predicted model, not a curated record. Gene Ontology annotation, cellular component: ribonucleoprotein complex. Gene Ontology annotation, molecular function: single-stranded RNA binding. The coding region runs from base 1 to 1071 and encodes 356 amino acids. NCBI's taxonomy places the organism in Eukaryota, Metazoa, Mollusca, Bivalvia, Ostreida, Ostreidae. Gene Ontology annotation, biological process: retrotransposition.
AUGUCUGAAACAUCGAUUGCAGAUACAGCGAAUAUACUAUCUCAGAGUCAUUCUGUUAUGUACCCAGUCUAUUGUAAUGAUGAGUCUCAAACAGCCCAGAAAGAGAUUUCUCUUGGGACACUACACGAUCUUCUCUUGCAAAUAAAUUCAAGACUUGCAGUCACUGAAAACAAUAACACAUCACUCGACAAAAGGUUGUGUGAAAUUGAAAAUAAAAUGACACAUUUUCAGUCUAUAACUGACUCCAUAACAACACUGAAUGAAAGGGUAAACAAAUUUGAGAGUGAGGUCAAGGAUGUGAAGCAGAUCGUGUCGUCCAUUGAAGCAAGUGCCCAGUCCAUGAGUGAUAUGUUUGAGAACGUAAAAUCUCAUGCAGACCAAGACCUGAGAUCAAUUCGGAUUGAUACAGCCAAUUUAGACAAGAAAUUAACUAGUGAUAUUACGGAGCUGAGCAACGGUCAACGAGAAUUAGAAAAAUCAGUGAUCGAUUUAAAAAGUAGGUCCAUGAGAGACAACUUAGUGUUUACCGGAAUACCAGAAAACAGAGAGGAAAACUGUGAAGAUGUUUUGCGAGAUUUCCUAAAAACCAAGUUAAAAAUCCAUGACGAAAUCCCUUUUGAGAGAGUUCAUCGUUUAGGAAAACCAGAUGAGUUCAGAACCAAACCAAGGAACAUUGUGGCAAAGUUUAGUUUUUAUAAAGACCGGGAAUUUGUUCGCAAACGUGCCCCACUCAAACUCAAGGGAUCCAACAUUUGGGUGAAUGAACAGUUUCCACCGGAGGUAGAGGAGAAACGGCGUAAGUUGUACCCAGUUAUGCGCAAGGCGAUGAAAGAAAAUAGACGCGUGAAACUUGUUGUGGACAAAUUGUACAUAGAUGGUAAGAUGUAUGAACCCAACGCUACACAGGAACAUGUCAACGCCCCGAGUUAUCCAACCCGCAGGAUGUCCGAGAGUUCCAGGAAUACACCGUGGACGUCCGGAGCGCGCGGCGGACCUGCCCUUGAUGACAACCCUACUCCACCCCCGCGUGGAAACAAACGUGCAAGGAAAUCAUCUACACCGACGAAAUAG